This is a messenger RNA of Erythranthe guttata (spotted monkey flower), 882 nucleotides long. The record is from RefSeq and is a predicted model, not a curated record. NCBI's taxonomy places the organism in Eukaryota, Viridiplantae, Streptophyta, Magnoliopsida, Lamiales, Phrymaceae.
AUGGAAACAAGAGAGGCAUCACCGAAUCAUUGUCUGAUAAAGAUUGAAUCUUUUUACAAUAGUGGAAAUGACAAGUACGAGACUAAGGAAUUCUGGGCUGGAAGACACAGAUGGAGAUUAAUAAUCUACCCUAAUGGAGACAACACUGUCGGAGAAGAUCGAAACUGUGUUUCUGUAUAUUUGGUUAUGGCGGACACAAGUUCAUACCCUGCUAAUUGGGAGGUGAAUGCCGUCUUCAGCAUCUUUCUCUUUGAUCAGAUUUCAGCCAAUUAUCUUUGUUCACUAGGUAUGAAUAACAAGACGUUUCCUAGGAAUGAAGUCCGAAUGGGGAAUAUCUCUAAAAAAAUCAUGUCUGAACCAUUAAACGGGUACCUAGUCGAUGACACGUGUGUAUUUGGUGCUGAGGUUUUUAUCGUAAAAAAAGAAGCAUCCAUUCCGUAUAUGUCGUUGAAGAACUUUGAUGUUCCUUACAAACGUGAUUGGAAGAUUCAAAACUUCUCGAAAUUGGGAAACUUUUGGAGUUCUGAAGAAUUCAAUGCUGGAGGCCACAAAUGGAAGAUUCGUCUUUACUCGAAAGGAGAUGGAAAAGAAGCCGAAAGCCAUGUCACCAUCUAUCUCUACUAUCUCGGUUCCGAAAGUGUGCAAGCAAAUUAUACCAUAUGUAUCAAAAACCAGGUUUCUGAUCAACACAUGAAAAGAACUUCCAUUGAUCACUUGUUUUCAGCUUCGGACAAUUCGUGGGGAUGGGGUAAAUUCAUGGAGAUUGCAACUAUGAAUAAUCCUAAGAAGGGUUUCGUUGUCAAUGACUCUUGUCUCGUACAUAUCGAAAUCUCCUCGGUCCAAGUCGUUCCGAAUGCGAUGAGUUUGGGGAAGAAAAUUUGA